Artibeus jamaicensis (Jamaican fruit-eating bat) is the source of this 8004-nucleotide messenger RNA. RefSeq names its product myocardin related transcription factor A (gene MRTFA). The transcript is spliced from 13 exons. The record is from RefSeq and is a predicted model, not a curated record. The coding region runs from base 320 to 3376 and encodes 1018 amino acids. Gene Ontology annotation, biological process: smooth muscle cell differentiation. NCBI's taxonomy places the organism in Eukaryota, Metazoa, Chordata, Mammalia, Chiroptera, Phyllostomidae.
AAUGAGGUUGGUUGGUGGUGGCUGCGAGCAUUUUCUCUAAGGGAACCCUCUUCUCUUCCAGGUCUACACAUUGAAAUCAGUCCUGCCUUUUGGCAUUUGGGUAGAGGAGGGAGGUGUCUGUGUCGGAGGCCCAGUGCUGACAGGAAGAAAUGUUUUCCAGGAGGCUUACUGAUUCUGACCUUCUGCUGUCACUGCUUUUAAUGCCCACUCCCUAAGGAAACCUGGGAUUUAGCUGUUCUUGCAACCCUCAGUGCUGCAGAAAUGAAGUACCCACUUUAACCUAAAGAACAAUGCUAAUUAGAUCUUCAGCAAAUACUAAAUGGCCUCUUUAAGGAGUGAGGGAAGAAAGACGGGUUUAUUGCCACACUGGCCUUUGGAGUCUCACAUCUCCCCCAGCAUACUGGAGGAGAAGACCAAGAAUCAUCAUCACACGUGCAGGAUUCUGCCCCUCUCAUGGAUUGUCCUGAAGCCGGGAAAGGACAGCUACUCGGCAGUGUGCCUGGCCCCUUAUCACAGUUUGCGGGAAGUGCUGCAGUUGAAGCUCCAGCAGCGGCGGACGCGAGAAGAACUGGUGAGCCAAGGGAUCAUGCCGCCUUUGAAAAGUCCAGCUGCGUUUCAUGAACAGAGAAGGAGCUUGGAGCGGGCCAGGACAGAGGACUAUCUGAAACGCAAGAUUCGUUCCCGGCCAGAGAGAUCGGAGCUGGUCAGGAUGCACAUUUUGGAAGAGACCUCGGCCGAGCCUUCCCUUCAGGCCAAGCAGCUAAAGCUAAAGAGAGCCAGACUGGCCGACGACCUCAACGAGAAGAUUGCACAGAGACCUGGCCCCAUGGAGUUGGUGGAGAAGAACAUCCUGCCUGUGGAGUCCAGCUUGAAAGAAGCCAUCAUUGUGGGCCAGGUGAAUUACCCGAAGGUAGCAGACAGCUCUUCGUUCGAUGAGGACAGCAGUGAUGCCCUAUCUCCCGAGCAGCCUGCCAGCCAUGAGUCCCAGGGCUCAGUGCCAUCACCCCUGGAAGCCCGAGUCAGCGAGCCACUGCCCAGUGCCACCUCUGUACCCCCCACUCAGGUUGUGUCUCAACUCCCAGUGGGCCCAGAUUCUGGAGAAACGCUUUUCCUGGCGGAGCAGCCUCCUCUGCCCCCCAGCCUCACCAACGGAACCACGGUCCCCACUGCCAAGCCCACCCCCACGCUCAUUAAGCAAAGCCAACCCAAGUCUGCCAGUGAGAAGUUGCAGCGUAGCAAGAAAGCCAAGGAACUGAAGCCAAAGGUGAAGAAGCUCAAGUAUCACCAGUACAUCCCCCCGGACCAAAAGCAGGACAAGGGGGCGCCCCCCAUGGACUCCUCCUACGCCAAGAUCCUGCAGCAGCAGCAGCUCUUCCUGCAGCUGCAGAUCCUCAACCAGCAGCAGCAGCAGCACUAUAACUACCAAACCAUCCUGCCAGCCCCACCAAAGCCGGCAAGUGAGGCUGUGGGAAGCAGUGGGCCCCCCCCAGUGCGCAGCCUUUCCACUACCAGUACCGGCUCCAGCUCAGGUGCCUCCGGGCCCAGUGGGCUUGCACGUCAGAACAGCACCUCACUAACUGGCAAACCGGGGUCCCUGCCUGCCAAUCUGGAUGACAUGAAGGUGGCAGAGCUGAAGCAGGAGCUGAAGUUGCGGUCACUGCCCGUCUCAGGCACCAAGACAGACCUGAUUGAGCGCCUGCGUGCCUACCAAGAACAAGUCAGCCCUGCCCCAGGAGCCCCCAAGGUCCCUGCUGCCACCUCCAUCCUGCCUAAGGCUGGCGAGGUCGUGGUAGCCUUCCCAGCGGCCCGACUAAGCACAGGGCCUGCCCUGGUGGCAGCAGGCCUAGCCCCAGCAGAGGUGGUGGUGGCCACAGUGACCAGCAACGGAAUGGUGAAAUUUGGCAGCACGGGUUCCACGCCCCCCGUGUCUCCUACUCCCUCAGAGCGUUCACUGCUCAGCACGGGCGAUGAGAACUCCACACCUGGGGACACCUUUGGAGAGAUGGUGACAUCUCCACUGACCCAGCUCACCCUGCAGGCCUCGCCACUGCAGAUCCUUGUCAAGGAGGAGGGUCCCCGGGCUGGGUCCUGCUGCGUGAGCCCUGGGGUGCGGGCAGAGCUGGAGGGGCGUGACAAAGACCAGAUGCUGCAGGAAAAGGACAAGCAGAUCGAGGAGCUGACUCGCAUGCUCCGGCAGAAGCAGCAGCUGGUGGAGUGGCUCAGGCUGCAGCUAGAGCAGGAGAAGCGAGCCCAGCAGCCUGCCCCGGUCCCUACCCCAGCCCCGACCCCUCUUGGUGUCCCAGUGAAGCAAGAGAAUAGCUUCUCCAGCUGCCAGCUGAGCCAGCAGCCCCUGGGCCCUGCUCAACCCUUCAGCCCCAGCCUGGCAGCUCCUACUACCCACCACAGAGACCCUUGUGCCCUGGUGCCCCCUGCGGUGGUGGUGAAGCAGGAAGCUGUGCUGCCUGAGGCAGAGUCAGCCCCUGCACCCCAGCUGCUUCUGGGCCCACAGGACUCCGGCCUCAUCAAGGGGGUUGCACCUCCCACCAUCAUCACUGACUCCACAGGGACCCACCUCAUCCUCACCGUGACCAAUAAGAAUGCAGACAGCCCUGGCCUGGCCAGCGGGAGUCCCCAGCAGCCCUUGUCCCAGCCUGGUUCUCCAGCCCCUGGCCCACCAGCCCAGAUGGACCUGGAGACCCCGCCACAGCCUGGCUUUGGGACCCCCACUUCUCUGCUGAAGAAGGAGCCGCCUGGCUAUGAAGAAGCCGUGAACCAGCAGCCCAGACAGCAGGUGAAGAAGGAAAAUGGUUCCUCAAGUCAACAGAUGGAUGACCUGUUUGACAUUCUUAUUCAGAGUGGAGAAAUUUCAGCGGAUUUCAAGGAGCCACCAUCCCUGCCAGGGAAAGAGAAGCCUCCCUCGACAGCAGCCUGUGGGUCACCCCUGGCCACACACUCCCCACCCUCUGCUGAGCUUCCCCAGGCUGCCCUGCCUCCAUCGGCUUCACCUGCCCUCCCUGGGCGCCUGGAGGACUUCUUGGAGAGCAGCACAGGGCUGCCCCUGCUGACCAGUGGACAUGAGGGGCCAGAGUCCCUCUCCCUCAUUGAUGACCUCCACAGCCAGAUGCUGAGCAGCUCUGCCAUCCUGGACCACCCCCCCUCACCCAUGGACACUUCGGAAUUGCACUUUGCCCCUGAGCCCAGCAGCAUGGGCCUGGACCUGGCUGACGGCCACCUGGACAGCAUGGACUGGCUAGAGUUGUCAUCAGGUGGCCCUGUGCUCAGCCUGGCCCCGCUCAGCACCACAGCCCCCAGCCUCUUCUCCACAGACUUUCUUGACGGCCACGACUUGCAGCUACACUGGGAUUCCUGCUUGUAGCUUUCAGGUUUGCCAGGGGACUGAGGGGCUGGAAGUUGGGAGCCUGGGGAACUCUAAGGGAGCUCGGCGCUCUCUUGCCUGAUUCAGCCUCUCUGCGCAGUUGUGAGUCCUGACAAUCACAGGCCCUGCUUUUCCCUCCCUGGCUCAGGCUCACUCAAGAGAGAAGCUGCCAAGCAGCAGCUCUGGGUCCACCCCUGGGUUUGAGAGACCUGGACAGGCCAGGGGUGUUUAUUUGACCUCCUUUUGUGAGGUUGGAGGUAACCUGUCCAGCUGCAGUUUGCUCAGGUGGGCAAGGCAUGAAUCCCCUCCCUUCCCUGUGAGGGAAGAAACAAGCUGGGCCUCUACCUCCCAUUCCCAGUGAUGCCAACCCCAGGUUCCUGGGAAGGUGGGGGUUUGUUGCGGGGUGAGGGGAGCUGCCACGUUAAUGUCUUGGUGUAGUGUAACCAUUUAGUGGUUGGUAGCAAAUGUGUUCUGUACAGGUGUACAUACCUCUAUAUUAUAUAUCGCCAUACAUAUAUACAUAUAUUUUGGGGGGUAGGAGGAUGCAAUUCCUCCCAUCCUACUGUGCACAUACGGAAUGGCCUGGAGACCACCUCUUCUGGGGUCCCCAGCUCCACCCUUCACGUGUGUUUGACAUGUAGACACCCCAUCACAGCCUGUACCCCACCUGUCCUGCUCCGUAUCAGUGCCACGAGGGCAGAGGUGCUUCCUGGUCCCCUGCCCACAUUCCAUCCUGCUGCCUCACUGCAGCCACCACAGCCCUGGGACAGGAGGGGCAUUAGCCACAUAGUGGGGCCAGAGGUAGCCCUCAGGCUAUGGCUUCUUUCUCUGCUGGGGCCGAGCCUCCCUUCUGGCCUGUCACUGUCAUCCACAGGGGCCUGGGGAGGGAAUCACCAAAACCAGUGCUGGGACAGAGGUGGGGAAGCUGUGUGAACUUUUUAAAAUAAAAUCAGAAACCCCAGUUUGUUAGCCUGCGUUCAAUCUAUGGACAAGGCAGUUGGUACAGCUGGGCCCUAGGCCUUCUAGCAUCUAGGGGCCAUGCCAUAACCCCACCUUCCCAGCCAGGCUCUCCAUUCUAGACCAUUCCAGAAAGGGCAGCAUGUUGGACAUAGAGCUCCAUGGCCCCUACUGGACCAAAGACAGAUGUGAUUUCUCAAAAAGACAAUUUAUUUACAAACCAAAGAGGCCAAGGAGCCUUUAGCCAUCCCCAUUCCUUUCCUGAGUGAAAACUGACAGGUGGCUCUCUACCUCCUCACGAGGUUUAUGACCAGUACAAGUAGUAAAGUUGGGGCCCAGGGCCUACAAAAAGACACUGCGUGGAACAGACUGAGCCAGGCCCCCCACCUUGUGCUCCAGGGCAGUGCCCCUUCUCUCUUUACCAUGAUGCCUGGCCAAAGCUCCAGUGUCUUCUCCCCUUGCUCUUUCUGGGCUACCUCAGCCCCUGUCCAAAGCAGGGCAGUGCUGCUUUCUUGCUGAGGAAGGAGCUGCUCUGGUAGCCGAUAUGUUGGGAGGGGUCUGGGCAUGACAGGGCCACUGGAGGAAGAGCAUCACCCAUCUAUGUCCCAGCUGAAAAGGUGGUGCUUCACCAGCAUGUCCUGGACGCCUUCCUUCAGGGGCUUCUUCUCCUCCUGCACACAGGGACAGCCCCUCACUGUCUGGGGCCACACAGCAUGGGUUGCUGGGGCAAACAGUGAAGAAGCCCAAGGUGGCAGGAGCCAUUGUCCUUUAUAGACAAUGCCAGCACUCAGGUGAAACCAUACGGCCCUGCCUCAGCCACCCAGGAAACCUUUGGACUGAUCUGCCAGCACACCCACCGCAGCAGCCCCUUCAGGAGAAAGAUUGCUGGGCCAAGCCCCAACCCCAACCACCUACCUCUCUCUUUGCAGGAAGUUCCCAGUCCUGGGAGAGGCUGAAGGCAAAGCAGCAGAGGACACUGGAGGGAGGAAGGGGAGGCUGUCAGUCACGCUCAGGUUGGCUCUUUCCAACCUCAGACCCCCAGGGUCACUGGACUGGGUUCCGGAAGCCCAGCACCGGGGCAGGGUCCUUACCGGAGCUCACACUUGAUCUGGACCCAGCCGGGGCUGCGCAGGAAGGACCAAGGCUGGUACCACUUUUCCACAGUAGGCAGGCUGGAGCAGAGCACCUCCAACCACAGGUGUAGGACCUGUUCACUGGGGGUGGGGGGCAUCCAUAGGGUCUUCUGAGGACCAUGGGUGGGGCUCUGGAGCUCCUCUAGCCACAGCCCCUCUCCCUCCACAUCCUUUACUCUCAGCCCUUUCCUCUCUGCAUCCGAGACAGUUACUGCCUCCUGCCAAGCACAGGGACCCUGAGCCCUGCUGGUCAGUCCAGAGUGAAGUACAUACUCACCAGCCUGGUGGGGCCACAGCCACAUCCUGAACUUGUCUCAGGGACAUUUGUUCCUUUGCAAACCAGCCCUCCUCCCACCCCAGGUGGUGGCAAAUCCAGAAACAUCUCAUUCACACAGGACUGAGUCUCACAAAUGCCCAAGAGCCCUCAGGCAGGGCUCCCCUCCCUAGUUUGCUAGACUCAUAUCUAGGAAGUCCCUUCUCUGGUCACUUUGCUAAAAUCUGUGUUUGAUAUAACCUUCAAGUGCCUUCCCUGGCCACAAAGCAAGAGCUGGUCUUGUGCUAGAGGAAGGCCUUUGGGUGUCACCCUUGCUGCCUGCCACUUGUCCACCUCCUCGGGGUCCUGGAAGGCCCGGCUCACAGGCCCCUGCUCCCCGACAGGGCUGCCACUUGUCCAACUGUGGACUGUCACACCUGCAGCAGGAGCAGACACUUACUUGAGCCCCACACAGAUGAGGGAGCGGAGCUUCACAUCCAUUUGCGCAUGUGCGGCAUCGUGGGUCACGUUCACAGACUGCACAGCCUGGGAAGACAUAGCUGUCACUCAGAUGCCCCCAGGUGCCAGCCCAGGAGCCAGGCUGCACCCAAGGCCCCACCUACCCGGUAGAGCAGCUCCUCCGGGGUCAGAACUUUGCCGUCUUCAUCCAACCUGGGGAAGUGGGGAACGAAAGCUGCCUGGUGUGCAGGCGUGGGCUGCUCCCUCUCCCCCCCCCUGCCCAAGGAUGCCAGGAUGCCCUGCCAGGGGAGGGACUGAGGCCUGGUUACCUGUAUGUCUUACACAGCACCAGGCGAGAAUACACGGAGUCAAAGUCUCUCUCUACUUCUCGGCCUGCUGCCUGAGGGCCGGGGGAUAGUGUUAGGGACAACCGGGUAGGUCGAAGUCACGGGGUCCAAUUAAGCGCAAAUCACCACCCCAAAAGCUCCUGCCACCAGCUCCACAGAGCCCAGGGGCUUGGGGAGAAGAACACUGUGGAACAUGGGUCUAGCCACUGACUCACCUCCUCAAUAAACAGCCAGGGGUGGCAGGCACCCCCAAGCAGGGAUGGCUUCUUCAGUCCGUGUUCAAACAGAGCCUUCAGGGCUGGGCAGAGGGUCCCUCGCACAAGAUCCGUGACCCCCUCUGUCACUGUGUCAUCCCCAGCGACGGAGUACUGAUGGUUGGGGAUAGGGUCUGAGAGGCCCCAGACUCACACCACCCCACCCUCUCUCCCUGUCCUCACAUCCACAGCCAUAUGCCAGAACUUGGUCAGGACACAGGCCCUGGCUAGGAGGGCACAGGCCUUCCAGGGUGGAGGGAGCAGCAUCUCCCAUGGCAGCCCCACCCUGUGCCCUGCUUACCUCUUUGCUCCGUUCAUCCAGGACUUCCACAAACUUGGCUGGAAACCAACCUGUGGGAGAGGCAGGGUCCUGUGAGGAGCCUAGUGUACCCACGCUUCCCCCCCAUGGUGCUGAGGACAGGCUCAGCCCAGUUUCUGGCCAGGAGUGGGAAGGCAGAAGGGCUGUAGCUAAGAGUGACCAGCCUUACUGCCCAGCCCACCUCUCCCACCUGGAGACCAGACCAAGGCCUCACCUCUCAGGCCAUUCAGCUCCCCCACCCAGCAGUGCUCAUCCUUCUGAGAAAUGAUCUGCAGAGGAAAAGAACAGGAGGCAGGUCUUGGUUGCCUGGGCCCAGUGGCUUGCACACCUGGUUUCAUCCUCAGCCAAGCCAAUGGAAAUUCUUAGCAGGGAGAGGGCCCGGGUGAAGGUAGAUAAUCUGCCACAGCCUUGGGGCCAGAAGAUGGUAGGACCAAUGGCACCUGCUCCCAGCAACCAGGAUCCACCUGCCUCUGAGCACCCACCUCCCGAGGCUCGCCUUACGCACUGUGAUGAUGUCAUUCUUGCGGAAGCCCAGCUCAUCAUCGUCAUGUCUCUCAAAGUCCAGCAGGGCUUUGGCCCGGCGCCGGUGGCUGCGUGAGCAGGCCACAUAGUUCUCAUGGUCCCGCUGGUGGCUCUCCAUGCUGUAGUCUGGGGUCAGCUCCUGCCAGAGCAGUGGGAAGGCCCACCAAGGAAAAGGUGCCUCAGGAUGGGGAUGGGGAAGGAGAGCCCCCAAGUCAAGCAAGACACUGGGCUCAGGACAGGGAGCCUGCAACUCACCACAUUACAGUUUUUGGGGUCAGUGCACUGGAAAUGGCGUGCCACACGCAGGAUGGCUUCUCGGAGGUCAGCCAGCAGUUCUGUCUGCUUGAUGUUCUUGGCCUUGAGUGCCUCCAGGUCAUCCUCCCC